Aphanomyces astaci is the source of this 825-nucleotide messenger RNA. RefSeq lists its product as hypothetical. The record is from RefSeq and is a predicted model, not a curated record. The transcript has 3 exons. NCBI's taxonomy places the organism in Eukaryota, Oomycota, Saprolegniomycetes, Saprolegniales, Verrucalvaceae. Bases 1 to 825 code for a protein of 274 amino acids.
AUGGUAUAUCAAUACGCUGGUGUGCUCGACAACGGCCUCUCCUUUCACCAGCUCGAAUACCGCAACCCAUCCAGAACCACCCCCGGAGACCUCAUGUGUGCUCUUCGCGCCCUUGGAGCAACAGACGCAAUCAUCCAAAGCCACACCCGUAUGUCGGGAGCACAUGGACCACGGGACCACUGGGCGGCCAAUGGCUGUCUCAACUGGCCCUCCGAAGGUCAAUACCGCUUCCGCCUCGUCUUCCCCAGCCAAACCAUGGCUGAAAACGUAUACGCCACCUUUUGCCGCCAUGCAGCGGGCCCCGAAAGACUUGAAUUGGUCCCGCAAGCCCCGAGUGCCGCCACACUUGUGGACACCAAAGUGCGCAUUGGCCGCCUCCCACCCCUCACGACUACAGACGACAUCCUCGCGGGGCUUUUGGGUCCCGCCUUCCCAUCCCAGACGUCGACAUCACCGGGGAUGGAUAUGCCUUCGACACCCCAGCCCCCGUUGCCUUCCUCUGACAUGACCACCUGGGCGAACCCUGUGACCGUUUCACCUAUCUGCCCUCGCGAUCGGACCCGCAGCAAAUCCCAGCACAAACCUUCUGCACACGACACCGCGCGCGGAUCCGACACGCACACACGCGGCAAAAGUAGCCACCAAGGCGUGGGACAGUACUCCCGAUCUGCCCCCCAACACUCGGCCCCGGAGGAACGCAUACCCCAGGCCUGGCAACUACCCCUUCAGCGUCACCCGGCCCAGGCACCUAGACCCACCGCCGAUCUCAGUCUAUACCUACGUCGUGAGCUCUCCACCUACGUGGAUCAACGCAUCAAGCUCUAG